This is a messenger RNA of Prunus mume (Japanese apricot), 1066 nucleotides long. Lineage: Eukaryota; Viridiplantae; Streptophyta; Magnoliopsida; Rosales; Rosaceae. The record is from RefSeq and is a predicted model, not a curated record.
ACUCUUAAAAAAACUAAAUAGAAAAAAGACAAAACAAAAAUAAAAACAGGCUGCAGCUUCAAAUCUUGCCCGAGUGGAUUGAAGAAGCAGAUCCCACGAGAGAUAAGAAAAGGUGCUCUGACAAUUCUAUUUCUUCCCUUGGCAUUAGGCCUCUGCAUGGGACAUAAUUUGUGAGUAAAGCUUCCUCAAAAGCCUACUUCUUUUUUUGUGUCUUUGUUCAAAAGAGGCCUAAAGUAAAAAGAAUGUCGAGAACGAGACUCACAUUGCGAAUGUAAGGGUAAAUGCUCUACCAGUGAAGCUAUAAAUCCCGCAAAGUAGAAAAGCUUUACAUCUCUACCAUCCUCCAACUUACAUGCCUAAAACCUAAUUUAUAUCAAAUUUUAAUUAUUAUUAUUUUUUGUUGGGGAAAAUCAAUAACAUGCUUUGAUAUGCAGUUUGGGUCUGAUUUUCUUUUUGGGUGAACAUUGGUACUAUAUAUGAUAAUGGCGGCCCAUAAGAUAGCCCACCAGGCCAAGUGACGAGCUAAGCCCACAACAAAAUUCACACAUCAAAGCGCGAAUUUCGCACCGCAAACCGCAGCUCAAAAAGCUGCAGAGCAGAGGAGAAGACGAACGAAAAAACGGACGAUGUCUGAAGAGAAGCAACCGGCGAUGACGAAAUGCGAUCGGCUGCAAAGCGCUUUGAUGGAUUGCCACAGGCGGAUUGGGCCGGGUCUGGCUCGCGAGGCGGCGUGCCGGCACUUGAACCGGGGUUUGGCGGAGUGCCUGGUGUCGGUGGCGUGCCCGGAGGAGUGGGAAGCGGUUCGGAGCCUGUGCGGUAGUGGAGGAACGAGUCUGAAGCGGUCGCAGUGCCAAGAGGCUCAGCUCUCGCUCUCAGUCUGCCUCUCCUCUCACCAACACCAGCCAAAUACAGAAUAGAAGAUAUAUAUAUAUAUUUUUUUUAACUUUUUAUUUUGUUAAUAAUUAGGAUGCAUAAUACAAAAAUGUAAUUUUGAUGGAUGACGCUUUUAUUUUCAUUUUGUGAUUGGUUCAUUGGAUUAAGCUCACACAGUAUAUCAAAGUUCGUG